AUGAACUUGGAUCCUUUUACAAAUAAUCAUGAUAAUGGACCAAAAUCUUGUAGAGUUAAUUUUGUUGAACAAUCUAUUAAUCAAAUAGUAAUAAAUUCUAAUAUCACUGAAGAAGAUAUUGAAGAUUCACAGGUUGAUAAAGAGUUAUAUACUCAACUUAUAAGUAUCUUAGAAAAUUUGAUCGAAAUUCUUAAAGAUCAGCAAGAUAAAAAAAAUUUCUGA
Dentiscutata erythropus is the source of this 222-nucleotide messenger RNA. NCBI's taxonomy places the organism in Eukaryota, Fungi, Glomeromycota, Glomeromycetes, Diversisporales, Gigasporaceae. The record is from the annotation of a GenBank genome assembly.